This is a messenger RNA of Linepithema humile (Argentine ant), 1477 nucleotides long. RefSeq names its product proline-rich protein PRCC. NCBI's taxonomy places the organism in Eukaryota, Metazoa, Arthropoda, Insecta, Hymenoptera, Formicidae. The record is from RefSeq and is a predicted model, not a curated record. Gene Ontology annotation, cellular component: nucleus.
UAAUAUUUUUGAGAAUAUUCUUGUGGUUAGGUUUUCUUGUACAAGAGUAUACAUAACGUAAAGUGCUUGACAUACAUAAGCAAGUGAAAAUUUCCAAUUAAAAAUGAGUCUCGUAGCGUAUGACAGCAGCGACGAGGGAUCUGAGAACGAGGAAAAUGAAACUGAAAAAGAAACAAUUGUCGCAAACGAGAGGAAUGAUGACACGAUAGAAACAAUAAUCGUACAAACGAAUUCUAAAUUAUCUUUACCUUCUCCAAAAGUAAUUACACUAAGUAAGAAGGACGAGGAAGAAGAAGGCAGCAAUGCAAAAACCUUCGAAACCUUCGAAAAUUUUUUCGAUAUGUUACCAAAACCCGAAAGUUUAAAUUCUACAGAAAACCUUGAAGAGGAUAAUAAUGAUGUCUUGUUGAAGAAAAAAACGGAAACUCGAACUGUAAAGCCAGUAAAAAAGCAGACAGUAAAAAUAUCAGUGCCUUCUUUAUCAGAAUUUAAAGAUCUUGAGGAAGAGGAAGAUGAGAAGAAACCAGCUAAGAUUAUACAACCAUCGCAAAAAGGCUGUGGACUCUUUUCCCUUUUAGUUCCACCAAACAAAGAGAUGGCAAAUAGCAAAAUUCUAAUACCUCAAAGUGUUAAGAACACAAAAGCAAAUAUUCAGCAGCUAAAAACAAUAAGAAAAUCUAAUUCAAGUAAGAUUAAUGAUUCUAAAGUAACACAGCCACUUUUAGAUAAACCAUACAAUGAGAUGAGUUCUGAUGAAGAAGAUGUGCCAGAAGAUUUCUUUGGAUUAACUACAAACAAAGAUACGCCAGACAGCUCUGCAUCAAAAUUAUCAAAUACAGAAUCACUUUCAUAUGAUUUUACACAUAAAUCGCAUGAAGAAACUUCGCUCAGAAAGCGCAUAGAGGAUCAUACAAUACAAGAUUCCUCCACCGUUACUUCUGAUAUGUUCAAUGAUCAAUUGGGCAAUUCAAGCAAAACAUUAAUAAGCAAUGUUAUAAAUUUACCUAAAGAAGAAAUAUUACAGAAAAACAAAGCAGAGGUAGGACCAAAAUUACCUGUUCCUGAGCAAGAAUACAACGUUGAUAUGGAAGGAAAUGUAGCAUUUGAUGAAAAAGCAAUUGAGUAUCUUUGUGGAAAACGAGGUAUAAAACGCAAAGACACAGAAAUUGAUGAAGCAAAUAUAAUUGAAAUAAAUGGAGAAGAUAUAAAACCAGAUGAAAGGGAAUGGCUGGUAAAAGCACUAACAGAAGAGCCUGUACAAAGACCGAUAUCUAUGCAAAGCUGUGGAAUCAAUUCCCAAUCCAAAAAGAAGCAUCAAAUAACUUAUUUAGCGCACCAAGCCAAAGCCAUGGAGUUAGAACUCAAAAACCAAUGGUCUCAAAAUAAAAUGACAAGAAAACAGACAAAAUCGAAGUAUGGUUUCUAAAAAAAAUUUUACAAAAUAUUUUCAUAUAUGCAUAUUUAAUCUUUUAUUUUU